CAGUGAGGUCUGGCAUUUGUAGUACAACUGAUCGACUGAAGGAUAUAUAGUUCAGUAUGUAACAAGUCAGGGAAAGUCUUUUUUCACAGUGCUGUGUGCCUGUAUACAGCAGAAGUCCUCUUCACCUUUUUGAUAAACACAAGAUCAGUGAUUGAACUGACCAUGAAUCAAGAUUUCUCUGAAAACAGGAAUAUUUCUACCCCAUCUUAUUUCUAUAUCAGUGGUUUUUCUGGUAUACCUCACAUGAGAUACUAUUACAUAUUUCUGCUUUUUGUUUACAUAAUUUCUUUGCUUGGAAACUCCUGCCUCAUGUUUGUUAUCAUUAUAGACCGAAAUCUUCACACUCCUAAAUAUAUGUCUGUCUUUAACUUAUCACUGACAGACAUUUGUGAGAGUACCGCUGUGAUCCCUCAGCUACUGGACGCAUUUCUGUUUGGGAAUCAGCUGAUCCCUUAUGGACUAUGCUUAUCCAAUAUGUUCUCCAAUAUUUUAUUUUUUGCAGUGCAGUCACUGACUCUCGCUGUUCUCUCGUUUGACAGAUUAGUAGCUAUUUGUUUACCACUGAGGUAUCAUAUGAUUGUGACCCAUAGAUCAAUGCUUGUUAUAAUUAGUUCUUCAUGGACACUAGCAAUGUUGCUAACAAUAAUUGGAGCAAUUUUCAUGAGCAGACUUUCUUUCUGCAGAGUUAUUGUCACUGUUAACAGUUUCUACUGUGAUCACGGGCCUAUAUAUCGUUCUGCAUGUAACAAUAAUUUCCCAAGCUCUGUGAUUGCCAGUUUGUUCCCGGCGAUCAUCCUUGGUUUCCCGGUAUUUUUUAUUAUCUUUUCAUAUACAUGCAUAGCUGUAACAUUGUUCAGAAUCACAACCCCACAAGACCGUCAAAGAGCCACAAAGACAUGUACUGCUCAUUUAAUAUUAGUGGCUAUAUUUUAUGUUCCCAUCACUUUUACAUAUGCUCUUUCAUCCAUUAUUAACACUAACACAAGGAUCAUCAAUCUCUCUCUGACCACUGUACUUCCUCCAAUGCUUAACCCUAUAAUCUACACAUUCAUGACAGAGGAGUUCAUGGUGUCUGUGAAAAGACUUCUUAAAAGGCGCAUCACAUUUUUACCUUGGAAAUAAAUUUAAAUAUACCAUUAAUUUUAUAUUCUCUGUUGUGAAGUUCAUUUUUAAAACAGUUCUUUAUCAUACAAUAAAUGUCUUUUUUUUAUUUUGAA
Molecule: messenger RNA, 1217 nt
Organism: Megalobrama amblycephala (Wuchang bream)
Lineage: Eukaryota; Metazoa; Chordata; Actinopteri; Cypriniformes; Xenocyprididae
Product: olfactory receptor 13C2-like
Exons: 2
Coding region: 163-1122 (319 amino acids)
Biological process (GO): G protein-coupled receptor signaling pathway
Cellular component (GO): membrane
Molecular function (GO): G protein-coupled receptor activity; olfactory receptor activity
Source: RefSeq, a predicted model, not a curated record